This is a messenger RNA of Cydia fagiglandana, 1749 nucleotides long. RefSeq lists its product as uncharacterized. The coding region runs from base 1 to 1749 and encodes 582 amino acids. The transcript has a single exon. Lineage: Eukaryota; Metazoa; Arthropoda; Insecta; Lepidoptera; Tortricidae. The record is from RefSeq and is a predicted model, not a curated record.
AUGCCGAUAGAUAGAGACCUUAAUACCGAUUUAAUUUUACUCAAUGAAGAAAAUACAGCGGCUCAAAAUUUAGCUGUCACCGCGGCUAAGGUAGCCCUCAACAACUUCGAAUGGAGAUACAUGACUAUGGUUCUCCAUAACUCCUCAAUUCUUCUCGGAUUAAGCGCGUUCAUGCAACUUUAUCGGAAAAGUGUCGUCGUCGGCAAUCGAUUCCUCGAUUUUGAAGAAUACACUAGAGACAAGAUCAUACAGUUUGUGGUUUUUGGAUCAGACUUGAAUAACAUAAAACAUAUACUGAAUUGGAUGCGCAAUAAGCAAUUUGACAACACCGGCAAAUUUAUUGUCAUUUGCAAGAGCUGCGACGAGCGUGAAGCGAUAAACAUAUUCUGGGAUCACAAGAUAACAAAUGUGGUUUUUAUUAAUUAUAGUUCCAGAGCUAGCAAUUUAAUUGGUUUUACAUAUUCUGUUUAUGAUAACGAAAAAUGUCAAAUAAGUUUACCUCGCCCACUUCAGGAAACCUGCAUUCAAAAUUCGUGCACAAAAUUAUUUCACAUGAAACUUAAAAAAUUUCACAGGUGUCCGAUAAUUGUAUCUACGAUAAUUCAGGUCCCCCUUAUGUCUCUGGAGUCGGGAACCCCACAAGGCGCAGACGGUGACCUCUUGCUACUCAUCGCAGAUGCUUUAAACGCAACUCUGAAGGUAAUGACUCCCCAUUGGGGCUCCGGCUUUGGACAGCUAAACACACACGGUUAUUGGUCAGGAUCCUUGGCAGACGUUUACUAUGACCUUGCCAAUUUCUCUAUGACAUCCCCAUGUAUAACUCUGACCAGAAGCAGAGAUUUUCAUAUGUCCACAAAUUACUAUUCGAACAAUAUUAUUUGGGUCACUCAUCCUGCAAUACCGCUGCCAGCUUGGCAAAAACUUUUGCGACCAUUUCAAAUAAUAGCUAGGAUAUCUCUAGUUGUUACAUUUUUAUUCGUCAUACUGGUAGCUAUGUUCCUCAAAAGCAAAUACUGGACAAAAAAAUCCAAAGGAAUAAUUACGACAACGCGACCUCAUCAAUGCUUCUUGUUCAAUGUAUGGGCAAUUUUCAUGGGUAUGCCCAUGACGAAAUUGCCGUCAAAACCGGCAUGUAUGACCAUAUUUUUGCUCUGGGUGUAUUAUUGUUUUAUGAUACGAACGUUCUAUCAGACAUCACUUAUCCGCGCCAUGAAAAAUAACUAUAACUCUACAGAAUUCGAAAAUCUUGAAGACAUUUUAAAUUCUGGUUAUCCAUUUGGUGGUGUGCCAUCGCUCAAGGAGUUUUUCUUUGACGUUCCUGAAGUAUAUAACAACUGGAAACCCAUUAACAGCUCCGACAUUUUUCAAAUUAUGCUCAGUUUAUCGAAAGGAAUGAAGUACGUUCUGGCUGUGAAAAAGGUUACUGCUAAAAAUUUUGUUUCAAAACAUUAUGGCAAUUUACAUAUUGUGCCCCAGACCAUUGUGACGAGUCCCACUGUUUUAUUUUUUAAGAAAUUCUCUCCAAUGGUGGAGUCCGUGAAUCAAGUACUCGAGCGAUUAAACGAAGGCGGUUUCACUGAGAAGUUCUAUAAAGAUCACGCCAAUAUACAAACAAUAACGAAGAUAGAAAGUUCAGAAGCAAUGAACGUUGGACACUACGCGGGAUGUUACGUGGUAUUGGCCGCUGGAUGGAUUGUAUCGAUAAUAGUUUUCUUUUGUGAGAUUUGUUACAAAUAUAGUAAACAAUAA